AUGCUGAGGUCCGGCAGCUCUAUCCCCGAGGGCAGCCUGGUCUACGUGCAGGAGGGGAGCAACGCCUUCCUGCGCACCCCCCGGGGCUGGAGCAGGCUGCUGCUGGAGGACUCGGAGUCGCUCUUUGUGGGUGAUGACCCCUCCGCCUCCACGCCGCAGUACCAGGAGGCAAAGCAGGCACAGACACGAGGUCCCAACACAGAGCCACCCUCAGGGGCCCGGGCAGAUGCACUGGUCCUGAAGGAGGAUGGAGAUGGGCUGCCCAGCACCCUGCCGACCACCGUUGCCCCCAGGAUGCCUUCUCUCCGUCUGGUGGCCCUGAACGUGCCUCUCUCCGGGGACAUGAGCGGCAUCCGCGGCGCCGACCUGCAGUGCUACCGGCAGUCACAAGAGGCCCGGCUCUACGGCACUUUCCGUGCGUUCCUGUCAGCUCCCAGCCAGGACCUGGCCUCCAUCGUCAAGAGGACGGACAGGACCCUCCCCAUCGUCAACCUGAAGGGCCAGCUGCUGGCUCGCUCCUGGAGCUCCCUCCUGCAGAGCCAGGCUGGAGCCGCCCCGCGGGGCCCCAUCUACACCUUCAAUGGGCGCAACGUGCUGACGGAUGCCCUCUGGCCCCGCAGGCUGGCAUGGCACGGAUCCACGCUGCGGGGCGGCCACGCUCAGCGCCGGGAUUGCCAGGGCUGGCGGAGCUCCGGCCCCGGGGACGGCCUGGCGGCCCCGCUGGGUCAGGGCAGGCUGCUGGCCGGGCGGCGGCACAACUGCUCCGAGGCACUGGUCGUGCUGUGCGUGGAGGUCGCCUUCCCGUAUCGCCACAUGUGGUGA
Messenger RNA from Lagopus leucura (white-tailed ptarmigan), 822 nucleotides. Its product is annotated as collagen alpha-1(XV) chain-like. NCBI's taxonomy places the organism in Eukaryota, Metazoa, Chordata, Aves, Galliformes, Phasianidae. The transcript has 7 exons. The record is from RefSeq and is a predicted model, not a curated record. Bases 1 to 822 code for a protein of 273 amino acids.